CAGUGCUAAAUUUGAAAUUUAUGCGAAGAACCUUUUCCUCACAAUUAUCAACCCAAGACAAUGAAGAAGCUGCUAAGUUUACUCUUCUUACAAAUAUUUGUCAACUUAGCUGUAACCCAAGUUAAGCUGGUAAUAAAUGAAGUGGACACUGGAUCUGGAAAUGUGGAGCUCAGAAGUCUUUCUUCCGGUACAGUUAGCUUGGGUGAUUAUGCUUUGUACAAACUAGAACAUAAGAAUGGAAUGAGAUCAUUUAUAGGUGGGGAAAAUUUACCUUCUACUUCUCUUCAAAAUAAUGAAGUUGUAACAAUUAGCUUGAGUCAACUGUCUUUUAGCUUGGGUUUAGCCAAUGAUUUUGUUGUAGCACUACUACUUUAUCGAGGUGAUGGUAUGACUGAGGCUACUGGUCUGAACGAAUUGGACCCAAAUUUAGUUAUAGACGCCUAUAUUUACACAACAGGGGCUGCUACAGUCAAUCCAUUCAAUACUAGAGUCCCUGCAUGGACGGGAAAUGUUUUUGUAGCUGAUGGUGCUACAGUAUCUAGAUGA
Messenger RNA from Dimorphilus gyrociliatus, 546 nucleotides. Lineage: Eukaryota; Metazoa; Annelida; Polychaeta; Dinophilidae. The record is from the annotation of a GenBank genome assembly.